UCCUUGCAGGUGUCUCCAUGUCUCAGCUGUGCAGCUCCUGGGACUUAGACCAGCAAAGCAUGGCGUACCUCCCCGAUGCAGAGAUGGACACCAUGGCUGCCAGCACAUCCCUCCCCGACCCGGCCGCUGAGUUUGAUCGCAACGUGCCCCGAAUCUGUGGGGUGUGUGGGGACAGAGCCACCGGCUUCCACUUCAACGCCAUGACCUGCGAGGGCUGCAAGGGCUUCUUCAGGAGAAGCAUGAAGAGGAAAGCGAUGUUCACCUGUCCGUUCAACGGGGACUGCAAAAUCACCAAGGACAACCGGCGGCACUGCCAGGCCUGCCGGCUGAAACGCUGCGUGGACAUCGGGAUGAUGAAGGAGUUCAUCCUGACGGAUGAGGAGGUGCAGAGGAAGCGUGAGAUGAUCCUGAAGCGCAAAGAGGAGGAAGCGCUGAAGGAGAGCCUGAAGCCCAAGCUGUCGGAGGAGCAGCAGAAAGUCAUUGACAUCCUCCUCGAGGCCCACCACAAAACUUUUGACACCACUUACUCCGACUUCAACAAGUUUCGGCCCCCUGUGAGAAGCAAAGUCAGCAGCAAUACAGCAACGCAAUCCUCCUGUGUCGUGUCCCAGGAUUUCUCCUCGGAGGACCCCAAUGAUGUUUUUGGCUCUGAUGCCUUCGGUGCAUUCCCAGAGCCCAUGGAGCCCCCGAUGUUUUCCAACCUGGAUCUUUCCGAGGAGAGCGAUGAGACCCCCUCCAUGAGCAUCGAGCUGCCCCAGCUCCCCAUGCUCCCACACUUGGCUGACCUGGUCAGCUACAGCAUACAGAAGGUGAUCGGCUUCGCCAAAAUGAUCCCCGGAUUCAGGGAUCUGAAUGCAGAGGAUCAGAUUGCCCUGCUGAAAUCCAGCGCCAUUGAGGUGAUCAUGCUGCGCUCCAACCAGUCCUUCACCUUGGAGGACAUGUCGUGGACCUGUGGAAGCAAUGACUUCAAGUACAAAGUCAGCGAUGUCACCCAAGCCGGCCACAGCAUGGAGCUCCUCGAGCCGCUCGUGAAGUUCCAGGUGGGCUUGAAGAAGCUGAACCUUCACGAGGAAGAGCACGUGCUCCUCAUGGCCAUCUGCAUCCUGUCCCCAGAUCGACCCGGCGUUCAGGACACCUCGCUGGUGGAGUCCAUCCAGGACCGCCUCUCGGACAUCCUGCAGACCUACAUCCGCUGCAGGCACCCCCCGCCCGGCAGCCGCCUGCUGUACGCCAAGAUGAUCCAGAAGCUGGCCGACCUGCGCAGCCUCAACGAGGAGCACUCCAAGCAGUACCGCUGCCUCUCCUUCCAGCCCGAGCACAGCAUGCAGCUCACGCCCUUGGUGCUCGAGGUCUUCGGCAACGAGAUCUCCUGAUUCCAGCCGUGGGUUUGAACACCCGCGUCUAAAGGGAUAAGUCAGCCUUGGUCCCGAGAGGAGGGCUGUGACCCUGGGAGGAGGUUGUACAUAGUUUGGUUUCACACUACUGCAGGUCCUGCUUUGUUUUCUUAGCCACAGCAGCCGAGGUUUGCUCGCUGCAGACCCAGAUCUGUGCAUUUCCCCCCCCCCCCCAUGAGUGCUUCUUUCACUCGUCUGCAAGAGCUGACUUAUCCCUUUAUGGAUGUUUUGAGGCUGGGCUGCCUUGAACCACUUUUUUUCUGACCAGAAACUGGGGCUGCUCGGAAGGAGAGGCUCAGGUUUUGCAGAUUCAUGGCACUGGGGAACCAUCGAUGGCAUCUGUUGAACCUGAGGGACCCCUCCGCUCACCCCCAACUUGAGAAAUGUGAUGCUGAUGGAAUUGCACACCCCAGAUCCAUGCAGGAAAACGCUGAGGCUGCUCCUCAGAGCCCCACAGACAGCGGUGAGAGGUUGGAGAAGGGAACCACAGCCAGGAAGAGCCAGCCGGGCUGUGAUGUGUGUUCCCAGCACUACUGCCACCCCGUGUCCCACAUCAGCCCCACUGCUGACACAACCCUGUGAGGGUGUUGUCUGUUGUCACGUUGAGGCCAGGCGGAGCUAAUUGGGCACGCUGAGGUUUCCUGUGCAAUGCUGGAGCUCUGGAAGGUGCCCCAUCCCCGCUGACCCCACUGAAGCCACUUCUGCAGGGUGGUGGUCCUUCAGGAGGGGUCAAUGGGAGCAGCACCAGCACGAGGACGGAUUUGGGGCCAUGAAAUGCAGAGGAGCAGCGGGAGCUGAGUGCCUUGGUGGGACCCGGGCAGCACCGCGUCUGGGGACACACAGCGGUCACGAUCAUGGACAGCGGGGGGUGGGGACCCUGCAGGCAGCCGGACCUGGGGACAGUGCCUGGGGAUGGGCGCUGCGCG
Messenger RNA from Lagopus leucura (white-tailed ptarmigan), 2320 nucleotides. RefSeq names its product vitamin D3 receptor. The record is from RefSeq and is a predicted model, not a curated record. Gene Ontology annotation, cellular component: nucleus. Gene Ontology annotation, molecular function: zinc ion binding; nuclear receptor activity; vitamin D response element binding. Gene Ontology annotation, biological process: cell differentiation; negative regulation of transcription by RNA polymerase II; multicellular organism development. The coding region runs from base 18 to 1373 and encodes 451 amino acids. The transcript is spliced from 9 exons. Lineage: Eukaryota; Metazoa; Chordata; Aves; Galliformes; Phasianidae.